Molecule: messenger RNA, 384 nt
Organism: Miscanthus lutarioriparius
Lineage: Eukaryota; Viridiplantae; Streptophyta; Magnoliopsida; Poales; Poaceae
Source: the annotation of a GenBank genome assembly
AUGGUGGUGAAAAGUGAAUCCUCUCCAAGGUACGCGCUGGAUGUGAACGCGGAGAGGGUGGACGACGUGGUCACCCACCAGCGGCUGCUCGAGGAGGCGCGCGAUCCGGAACGCCGGCCCGCCUUGUCCGUGCGCGUCGUGCAGGAGUUCACACACCUUUGCGACAUGAGUGAUGAUACUGAUCACAGUGUACAUCUCAUUUCCAGGCCAAUGCAUGAGAUAACUUUUGCAACUAUUGAUAAGCCAAAGCUCCUUAGUCAGCUGACCUGUUUGCUUGCCGAGCUCGGUCUUGACAUCCAAGAAGCACAUGCAUUUUCAACAAUUGAUGACUACUCAUUGGAUGUAUUUGUCGUCACUGGAUGGCAUCUUGAGGUACAUAGUUGA